AUGACAAAAAUGUUUUGUAAUCAAUGUGAGCAAACUGCCAAAGGUACAGGGUGUACUGUAUGUGGUGUCUGUUCCAAAGAGCCAUUAGCAGCAAAUACUAUGGACGCAAUGAUCUAUGCACUGAGACAAAAUGCUUUAGUAGCUCUAGAGGCAAGAAGUGUCGGUAUCAUUGAUUCCAAAUACGAUAUGUUAUCUGCCAAUUGUUUAUUUACCACCUUAACAAAUGUCAACUUCGAUGAGCACGUGUUAAAGGAUUAUCUCCACAAAAUUAUAACAGCCAGAAAAUCACUGUUGCUCCAAAUUGCAGAGAAGAAAGGUAAAAAGGCAGAAAAGAGUGAUUUAGACAUUGAGGACUUUGAGGGCUUUGUUGACAAAAAUCUGAACGGACAUCGACCAAAUCAACUCAAUGAGAAUAUCGACAUCCAAAGUUUAAUGCAAACCACUUUAUUUGGAUUGAAGGGGUUGUGUGCGUAUAUAUCACAUGCAAACAUGUUAGACAAGACUAACACAGACAUCAUGACCUUCAUCCAUGAAGCCCUUUCAUAUGGAUAUGAUAACAAACAAAGGACUUUAGAGGAGUGGAUUCAAAUAGUGAAAGACGUUGGAAAAUGGAAUUUUGAGACAAUGAAGUUGUUAGACGAAGCCAAUUGUACACUUGGCAAUCCAACACCAACAAAGGUCUUAAUUGGCCACAAGAAAGGCAAAUGCGUAUUAGUGAGUGGCCACGACUUGUUUGAUAUGAAAAAGAUCUUAGAACAGACCGAGAACACAGACGUCUUGGUGUAUUCGCACGGUGAGAUGUUACCUGCACAUGGAUAUCCCGAGCUGCACAAAUACAAAAACUUUGUUGGGCACUUUGGGACGGCGUGGUUCAAUCAACAGACUGAAUUACUCCACUUCCCAGGCCCAGUCGUCUUCACAUCAAAUUGCAUUAUGAAGCCAAAGGCAGAUUAUAUCGACCACAUUUACACAACAAAUGAAGUUGGAUUCAAAGGAGUGAAGCACAUUGGUGAGAACAAAGACUUUUCUGGAGUGAUUCAAAAGGCGAAUGAGAUGAAGGGCUUUGAAGACGACGAGGAACUCGACUUCUUCUUGACUGGAUUUGGUCACCACAGCAUUUUGGAGACGGAAGUUGCAGGGAAAAUCGUCAAUUUAGUGAAAGAGAAGAAGGUGACUGACAUCUUUGUUAUAGGUGGAUGUGAUGGAAUGAAGAAAGAGCGAAAUUACUACACGGAAAUUAUUAAGAAGUUGCCGCCAUCUUCACUUGUGAUAACAUGUGGGUGUGGGAAGUAUAGAUUCUAUCGAGAAAAGCUUGGAGAGAUUGAAGGAAUUCCUCGUUUGAUUGAUGUCGGACAAUGCAAUGACACAUACACUGCUUUCGUCGUUGCUAUUAAAUUGGCUGAAAUCUUCAAGUGUGGAGUUAACGAAUUGCCACUGCAUAUCAUCCUCUCUUGGUAUGAACAGAAGGCUGUCUGCAUCUUACUUACAGUCAUUUAUUUGGGAUUGAAAAACGUCAGAAUAGGUCCAUCCCCACCCGCUUACUUGUCACCUAACGUCUUCAAGUACUUGGCAGACAAUUUGGGACUCAAGAUGAUCACCACUGUCGACAACGACUUGGCCAACUUGUGA
This is a messenger RNA of Entamoeba invadens IP1, 1629 nucleotides long. Its product is annotated as hydroxylamine reductase, putative. The coding region runs from base 1 to 1629 and encodes 542 amino acids. Gene Ontology annotation, cellular component: cytoplasm. Gene Ontology annotation, biological process: response to hydrogen peroxide. Lineage: Eukaryota; Evosea; Mastigamoebida; Endamoebidae. The transcript has a single exon. Gene Ontology annotation, molecular function: peroxidase activity; hydroxylamine reductase activity; iron-sulfur cluster binding. The record is from RefSeq and is a predicted model, not a curated record.